This is a messenger RNA of Hyaloscypha bicolor E, 2355 nucleotides long. RefSeq lists its product as uncharacterized. The transcript has 5 exons. The record is from RefSeq and is a predicted model, not a curated record. Bases 1 to 2355 code for a protein of 784 amino acids. Lineage: Eukaryota; Fungi; Ascomycota; Leotiomycetes; Helotiales; Hyaloscyphaceae.
AUGAGCAAAGAGAGAGAGGAAAAGCGACUCCAAAGAGAACUGGGCAUAGUUUUCAAAACAACUAUCCUUCCAGAUCAAUGGCCAACGCACCUUUUCAAUACGUUUCAGCAGGUCAGAUCUUUCCAAAAAUUCGACAUCUUGACCUUCCCCAUGGGCGACCUUUCCACCUCAUCUCAUCAACUUCUCUGGAGAGGCGAAACAACAAAACGUGCAAGGGAGAUUGUUAGAAUUGCAGCAACUCUUAUCGACGAUGCGCCUGUCGAAAUGGACACGCGACUGCGAUUGGAACAGGAUGUCUUGCGUCGUUUUUAUCUGGCUAUCGAUUGGAAGGAGACCGACACAAUAUUUUCAACCAGAGCGGAUGAAAUGAUGUCGUUUGAUUUCUCUGAGAACCGGUCCGAGGAGCACCUCAAGAACAGGCGGCCUGAUCGAAUUCUCGGGUUCCAGGAAACAAACAGCCUCAGUCGCCGGUUUGCCCAACAUGAUCUGAUGGCUGGUCAACUAGGAGAUGAUCCCGCACUUAAGACUUUAUGGGAAACGGUGGAAAUCAUCGAGGCCAAAUCAAGAUAUGGCGCCUCAUUUGAUGCCUGCAAUAUACAAACUGCACAGCCAAUUUCGAAGAUGCUUAAAAUACAGGAAGAUCUACAAGCGAAGUCUCAAAUGACACUGGAGUACGGAGGGCCACUCCUAUGGUAUAUUGCUUACAGAGGAGAGGGCUGGCGACUAUCCGCAUGUUAUAUCUCUGAAAAGUCUGACGAGCAUUUAUAUGAAAUUGUCAACCUCUGGAGCGGCCAAUUGAACGACGGAGACACUAGCGAUGCGCCGAUGCUUGCGAAUCCUACUCAAGACAAGGGCCGAGUCCACGACAAUGGCUUCACCACGGCUGAUACCGACAGCGAUGUUUUCUCACUUGGCAGGAAAAAACAAAGAAAGGAUAUUGAGACUUGGGGUGCCGCCGUCGAGGACACUACAGAGGUGAUGCUGGAGGAGGAACUCAGCCUCAUUAAGUGGGCGACUUAUGAUUCAUCAUUAGGCGUUUUCCGCCCAGGAUGUAUUGUCGAGUCCUUGUUCCGAUGCCUCUGCAUUACCAAAGAGAAUGUUGAUGCACUAUUCUCAACCCUACCGAAAGGACGCAGUCCUAAGAAGCUUGCUAGAAACGCAGAGAAUGUCUUAAACGUUAACCAUGUUCUGGUAUCAGAAGAUGUACUUGGGAGGAUGGAAGAAAUUUGGACUAACAGAGCCAGACGGCGUCAAUGCCAAGAUGUCCCAGAAAAACACUUUUUCACGACAAUCAACUAUCAUGCAUCCUUUGCUGGAAACUGGGAGCUGAAGAGGGUCAUAUCUUGUCUUGCGUUUGAUGAAGAAGCGUUGAACCUACUCCGCCAGUACCAUGGACGAAAGUCGAUCCCAGUCGCCAUCAAACGUGCCAAGAUCUUAGGGAAGGAUAACGCAGAAACCUUGCUGACUGUCUUGAAAAAUCAGACAGUGCAACAAAACCUCGCAUCAGCUUUAGCUUCACAAAGGCAGGAACUACGCCCUGUAGCUGGUGUUUCAUCCUCACGCCUUAGCCCUACUUUUGAGUUUGCAGACCAAAGUCGAUGCUGGUUUGAUGACAAAGGCUUCAAAUGGGACUCGGAUACAACGGCAAGUGAGGUCAUAGAUCAGGUGUAUGAUUGGUGCAAGAAGGGUUCUGAAGAGCCAACACAGCCAUACAUUCGAUUCUCUCAGCAAAUGAGUUCGCUGACUGAUAACUCCACCGAUUCGACUGUCGCAGCACACUUUCCUAAUUGCGAACCUAGGCAAGACGAGCAGUAUGUCCUAGCAGCAUCGCAUAUAUACGAUAAAAGGUCGAACGAGUCACCUUUACAUCUUUGCUUGUAUGUCGUUCCCGGUCAGAUGGAGCCUCCGAGCAAAAAGCUGCUAGAACAGACUUUGCGGAAACUGCUUGAGAGUGACUUGGUCUACUUGGUCAACCCCAAGCCAAACUCUUGGAAGGACACAUGCCAAAAAUUGCGGACGGGGAAGUUCACCAAGUACAUAUGGGACGCUACUAAAUUGUGGAAAGACGAAAUCAAACAACAGCUCACUUCAAGAGAUCCUGUAACAUUACCCGCUCUCGAAACUAAGCCUAAACCGAUAUGUGGAAACCCUUCGCGACAACACACUCGGUCGCUAUCUCCAUCUCCUUCACCAGGACCUACAUCACCUUCGUGUAUACCUCCGCUGGUAGAGACUGGCAACUUCCUGAAACGGCCAUUCGAGGCUACAGAUGGGGAUGAGAUUUGGGAAAGCGAGAAAAGGUUCAAGGCUACCAAUGAUUGUGUGAAUGAUGAGAUCAUAAUCAUCGAUGAUUGA